UUGUUUUGAUUGUUGAUUGAUUGGUGAUAGAAGAAAUGUCGUGAACUAAGAAAACCAUGAAACGUAAAAAUUCAUAAAAAUCCAAAGUUUAGUACUAAUAUUUACAUCUUUUCUCAUAUGCAACUUUUUAGGCAAUUGAAAAGUCGUAGAUAUAAAAAAAUUAACAGUAAAAUACGAAAAAAUAAACAGAAAUGCCAACUUACUAAAAACAGAAAUGUAUGGAGAGUGACUCCUAAAGAUUCGCGCGACAUCUACCGACAACGUCUUCAACGCCGACUAGAAGAGAAAGAUUGUGAUAAAGAAGAAUGUAUUUGUAAUGGAGCCAAUAAAGAAUAUAAGCGAUAUCGUAGAAUAAAGAAGAGGCAUGUAACAUAUUCGCGGAGCAAGUGUUGCAAAAGACACUGCAGCCGCGCCUCGGAUACGACCGUAUCCAGCUAUACUCGCUCUUCAAACUCCGACAUCACCAACACAUGUGAAAUGGACACCAAAUAGUUUUUGUGUUUUUUGUAAUUCAUUUAUUUUCUUGUAACUCCAAAUAUGACUUUAAUAAAAAAAUACCCAUC
Messenger RNA from Papilio polytes (common Mormon), 563 nucleotides. RefSeq lists its product as uncharacterized. The record is from RefSeq and is a predicted model, not a curated record. The transcript is spliced from 3 exons. The coding region runs from base 118 to 492 and encodes 124 amino acids. NCBI's taxonomy places the organism in Eukaryota, Metazoa, Arthropoda, Insecta, Lepidoptera, Papilionidae.